AUGCCUGGCUUACUGAUCAGCUGGGGGACUUGGUGCGAUGUUGGUGGUGCAGCAGAUAAGAUUAAUUUAAUACCUCAAGACUUUUUUGCAGAACUGUGUGAACAAAUAAUUCAACAUCUGAACCAUAAGAUCUCAGGUGUAAAUACAGCUGAAUUGUGUCAGAGAAUUCAAACAUCUGGGAUUGAGAUUAAUGUUGGUGACCUGGCAAAAAUAGUUAAUGUGGUUUCCUUUCUAUUUAGCACAGCAGCCAGAAACAAUCUCUCUACAGAAGAACUCGUCACCACCUUGGGCAAUGCAGUCAGCACGCUGCCAAAACAUGCAGUUCAAGUUAUUCGACAUGUGUGGAAUGAGCAGGGCAAAUCCAUUAGUGUAUCAGAAGACGCAAGAAACACGGCGACAGUGGGGCAGUUUGUAGAUAUUAAAUGGAAACUGGGAGUUGCGAUGAGCUCUGACACCUGCAGGUCUCUGAAGUAUCCUUAUGUUACAGUGACCCUAAAAGUGGCAGACCCUUCAGGACAAAUAACAGACAAAACUUUUGAAAUGACGAUCCCACAGUUCAAGAACUUCUUCAGACAGUUCAAGGAAAUGGCAGCUGUCCUUGAAACAGUUUGA
This is a messenger RNA of Leptosomus discolor (cuckoo roller), 612 nucleotides long. The record is from RefSeq and is a predicted model, not a curated record. Lineage: Eukaryota; Metazoa; Chordata; Aves; Leptosomiformes; Leptosomidae.